AUGACAGCAUGGGAUAGUGAGAAGUGUGGAUGUGCAGGACUCCUGCUGGGGAUUGGGUCUGAUCCUGGUGAGCUAUUGACAUUCAGGGAUGUGUCUAUAGAAUUCUCUCCAGAGGAGUGGGCCUGCGGGGACACUGCUCAGCAGAAUUUGUACAGGGAUGUGGUGAUAGAGAACUACAGAAACCUGGUCUCCCUGGGACUUGCUGCCUUUAAGCCAGACCUGAUCACAUGUCUGGAACAAAGACAAGAGCCCUGGAAUGUGAAGAGAGAAGAGGCAACAGCUAAACACCCAGGUAGGUGA
Molecule: messenger RNA, 300 nt
Organism: Nycticebus coucang (slow loris)
Lineage: Eukaryota; Metazoa; Chordata; Mammalia; Primates; Lorisidae
Product: zinc finger protein 736-like
Exons: 3
Coding region: 1-300 (99 amino acids)
Biological process (GO): regulation of DNA-templated transcription
Source: RefSeq, a predicted model, not a curated record